Molecule: messenger RNA, 1650 nt
Organism: Gracilinanus agilis (Agile Gracile Mouse Opossum)
Lineage: Eukaryota; Metazoa; Chordata; Mammalia; Didelphimorphia; Didelphidae
Gene: KRT4
Product: keratin 4
Exons: 9
Coding region: 25-1650 (541 amino acids)
Biological process (GO): intermediate filament organization; keratinization
Cellular component (GO): keratin filament
Molecular function (GO): structural constituent of skin epidermis
Source: RefSeq, a predicted model, not a curated record
AAGGUCCUCUCUUCUCCACUAGCCAUGUUGGCCAGGAAUCAAGGCAUCCGAGUCAGCAGCAGCUCCCGGGGCUUCAGCGGUGGGUCAGCCGUGGUGGGCGGGGGCAGGAAGAUUGCCUUCAGUUCUGCCUCUGUCUCUGGGGGUGGAGGCCGUAGCUGCUCUGGUGGGGGCUUUGGCAGCAAGAGUCUCUAUAACAUGGGGAGGAGCAAAGGCCUCAGCAUGGCAGGGUGCCGGCAAGGGGCUGGUUUUGGAUUUGGUGCUGGAGGUUUCGGUGCUGGAGGUUUCGGUGCUGGAGGUUUCGGUGCUGGAGGUUUCGGUGCUGGAGGUUACGGUGCUGGAGGUUUCGGUGGGGCAUUCGGUGGCCAAGGGGGAUCCAACUUCCCUGUGUGCCCUGCUGGUGGGAUCCAAGAGGUGACCAUUAACCAGAGCCUGCUGACCCCACUCCACCUGGAGAUUGACCCAGAGAUCCAGAAGGUGCGGACAGAGGAGCGGGAGCAGAUCAAGACCCUCAACAACAAAUUUGCCUCCUUCAUUGACAAGGUGAGAUUCCUGGAACAGCAGAACAAAGUCUUGGAGACCAAAUGGAGUCUCCUUCAACAGCAGACAACCACCACAUCUGGAAAAAACCUAGAACCUUACUUUGAGAGCUAUAUCAACUGCCUGAGGAAGCAGCUAGAUAGCUUGACCAAUGAGAAGAGUCGCCUACUGUCAGAACUGAAGGUCAUGCAGGACAGUGUGGAGGACUUCAAGAACAAAUAUGAAGAAGAAAUCAACAAACGUACAACUGCUGAGAAUGACUUUGUGGUCCUCAAGAAGGAUGUGGAUGGUGCCUACAUGACUAAAGUGGAUCUGGAGGCCAAGGUGGACGCCCAAAAUGAUGAGAUCAACUUCCUGAAGGCUCUUUAUGAAUUGGAACUGAGUCAGAUGCAGAGCCACGUCAGUGAUACCUCUGUGAUCCUUUCCAUGGACAACAACCGAACUCUGGACCUGAACAGCAUAAUCAAUGAGAUCCAACUCCAGUAUGAAGAUAUCAUCCAGAAGAGCAAAGUAGAGGCUCAAUGCCUGUACCAGAACAAAGUCCAACAGCUUCAGAAUUCUGUUGACCUGCAUGGUGAUAGCCUGAAGAAUACCAAGAGUGAGAUCUCUGAGCUCAACCGGAUGAUUCAGAGGCUUCGGGCUGAGAUCGAGAAUGUCAAGAAGCAGUGCCAGACUCUGCAGACAUCAGUGGCCGAAGCUGAACAGCGUGGAGAGGUGGCCUUGAAGGAUGCCAUCACCAAACGGACUGAGCUGGAGGCUGCCCUGAGGAAGGCCAAGGAGGAACUGACCCGACUGUUGAGAGAAUAUCAAGAUCUGAUGAAUACCAAGGUGGCUCUAGACCUUGAGAUAGCCACUUACAGGAAGCUGCUGGAAGGAGAAGAGUGCAGGAUGUCUGGAGAAUGCCAGAGUGCUGUAAGCAUCUCUGUGGUUAGUGGCAGCAUCAGCUCUGGAGCCCUUGGAGGGGGCUACUCUGGCCUUGGCCUGGGCGGUGGUUUAAGUGGUGGUUUCGGCGGUGGUUUAGGCGGCGGAAGUGGCUUUGCAAUUGGUAGCAGUGGUGGCUCCAGCAACAAGAUCGUCUCUUCCACUAGCCUGAGCAAGAGAACCAGCCGAUAG